AUGUAUCAUGUUCUGACUAAGAAUACAACAGUGACAGAUCACAACCGCAACCUGCUGGUGGAGACCAUUCGUUCCAUCACAGAGAUCCUUAUCUGGGGGGAUCAGAAUGACAGCUCAGUGUUUGACUUCUUCCUGGAGAAGAAUAUGUUUGUUUUCUUCCUGAACAUCUUGCGACAGAAGUCUGGGCGCUACGUCUGUGUGCAGCUUCUGCAGACUCUGAACAUCCUCUUUGAGAACAUCAGUCAUGAGACAUCUCUGUACUACCUGCUCUCUAAUAACUAUGUGAAUUCUAUUAUUGUCCACAAGUUUGACUUUUCUGAUGAGGAGAUCAUGGCAUAUUACAUAUUUGAAGACUCUUUUUCCCUGAAACUCAACAAUCACACUGUACAUUUCUUUUAUAAUGAGCACACUAAUGACUUCGCUCUGUACACUGAAGCUAUUAAAUUUUUUAACCACCCCGAGAGCAUGGUCAGGAUUGCUGUUAGGACUAUAACUUUGAAUGUCUACAAAGUGUCAUUGGACAACCAACCAAUGCUGCACUACAUACGGGAUAAAACUGCUGUUCCUUACUUCUCCAACCUCGUCUGGUUUAUUGGCAGCCACGUGAUAGAACUGGACAACUGUGUGCAGACUGAUGAAGAGCACAGAAACAGGGGCAAACUGAGUGACCUGGUAGCAGAACAUCUAGAUCACUUGCAUUACCUUAAUGACAUCCUUAUCAUUAACUGUGAAUUUCUAAAUGAUGUGCUGACAGAUCACCUGCUCAACAGGCUCUUUCUUCCCCUCUACGUGUAUUCCUUAGUAAAUCAAGAUAAGGGUGGAGAGCGUCCAAAAAUAAGUCUUCAAGUUUCUCUCUAUCUUCUUUCUCAAGUUUUUCUAAUCAUACAUUAUGCUCCUUUGGUGAACUCAUUGGCUGAGGUCAUACUCAAUGGUGACCUCUCAGUGUUUUCUUCAAAAGUCGAGCAAGAUGUACAGAAAAACUCAGCAAAGUCAAGUAUCAGAUGUUUCAUAAAACCAACAGAAACACUUGAGAGGUCUCUUGAAAUUAACAAACAGAAAGGGAAGAAGAGGAUACAGAAAAGACCCAACUAUAAAAAUGUGGGUGAAGAGGAUGAAGAGGAGAGAGGAUCUGAAGAUAACCAAGAUGACCUUGAUAAAGCUAAGGGUACAGAAGCAAGUUCCAAGGGCAUAAGAACAAGCAGUGAAAAUGAGGAGAUAGAGAUGGUGAUCAUGGAGAGGUGUAAGCUGUCAGAACUGUCUAUCUCCACUGUGACAGAGCAGAACACAACAGAUGAAGAGAAGAGUGCAGCUGCUUCUGGGAGUGAGGUGACAAACUGGAGCAGGCCUUUUCUUGACAUGGUCUAUAAUGCACUGGACUGUGCUGAAGAUGAUUACUAUGCCCUCUUUGUGCUCUGUCUUCUGUAUGCAAUGUCACACAACAAAG
Messenger RNA from Acanthisitta chloris (rifleman), 1444 nucleotides. Its product is annotated as protein CLEC16A-like. Gene Ontology annotation, biological process: regulation of autophagosome maturation; endosome to lysosome transport; endosomal transport. NCBI's taxonomy places the organism in Eukaryota, Metazoa, Chordata, Aves, Passeriformes, Acanthisittidae. The annotation marks the transcript as partial. The transcript is spliced from 12 exons. Gene Ontology annotation, cellular component: endolysosome membrane; late endosome. The record is from RefSeq and is a predicted model, not a curated record.